AUGUUACCCAUACUGGUUGUGAUCUUUGUCAGCAUGGGUGUUAAUUCACUACCAUCUAUCAAUUUUACAGACACUAUAUUAUCAAAUCGAAUGAUCGAAGCAUUAAAUGAUAUUCUUGUAGCUAAAGAUGGCUACCAGGUAAGACCAUUUGAUCAACUCCGGCAACAACUAAAACAACAAGCAUCGAAUAUCCCUCAAUUGGGAGAACCACAAGAAAAAUUCUACGUAUCUCAGUUUCCGGACGAACAACAACAAUUUUAUCAACCCCAACUUUCAGAGCAACAAACAUUCUAUCAGCCUCAAAUGCCUGAUAACAAGCCACAGCAACCAUUCUACCAACCUCAAAUGCCUGAUAAUAAGCCACAUCAGCCCUUCUAUCACCCUCAAAUGCCUGAUAACAAGCCACAGCAGCCCUUCUACCAACCUCCAAUCUCUGACAACAAACCACAACAGCCUUUUUAUCAACCACAAUUUCCAGAAAAACCACAACAACCUUUUUUUCAGCCUCAAUUUCCAGAGAAUAAACCCCAGCAACCUCCUUAUCAACCCCAAUUUCCCGAAAAUAAACCACAACCACCUUUUUAUCAGCCUCAAAUACCAGAGAAUAAGCCACAACAACCUUUUUAUCAACCACAAUUUCCAGAGAAUAAACCCCAACAACCUCCUUAUCAACCACAAUUUCCAGAGAAUAAACCCCAACAACCUUUUUAUCAGCCCCAAUUUCCAGAGAAUAAACCACAACAACCUCCUUAUCAGCCACAAUUUCCAGAGAAUAAACCACAACAACCUCCUUAUCAGCCACAAUUUCCAGAGAAUAAACCACAACAACCGUUCUAUCAACCACAAUUUCCAGGAGAACAACCACAACAGCCAUUCUAUCAACCCCAACAACCUGAUAAUAAACCCCAACAGCCUUUUUAUCAACCACAAUUUCCAGAGAACAAGCCACAACAACCAUUUUAUCAGCCUCAAACCCCAGAAUAUCAACCAUCACAACAUAUGCAGCAAUCUAUUCCACAGCAUCAAUUGCCUGCAUCUCAACACCAACAAAAUCCUCAAUAUUCUGAUUCGCAAGGCUACUACUAUCCGUUUCAACAUCAGAAUGUCAACUGGUACAAUUUUCCUAGCCUUUGGACGUCUGUGGCUAGUGCUAAAGUUGAUCCAGCAGCAACAUCUGCUAGUAAUGCUGAUCAGGCAUCCGAUUUAGGUACUAGUAGCGAAUGCCCAGUAGGUUUAUGUCCACGUGGUGCAAGCUGUUCCCAACUAUCAGGCCAAUGGCAAUGUGGAUGCGGUGCAAGUGGUUGCCUUGGAAUCCCAAAUCCAUGUGGUAUAUACGGUCGAUACUAUUUUCCUUAUUAUCCUGAUGCAUCACGAUUUAUUCAAUGUGAUCAAACUGGUGUUUUCUGGAUUCGUAAAUGUGCUCCUGGUACUAUUUUUGAUCCUAAAAUAGAAGUCUGCAAUUAUCCGCCUGUUGUUGUUGAAACUGGCAAAAAAUAA
Rotaria socialis is the source of this 1497-nucleotide messenger RNA. The record is from the annotation of a GenBank genome assembly. NCBI's taxonomy places the organism in Eukaryota, Metazoa, Rotifera, Eurotatoria, Philodinida, Philodinidae.